Molecule: messenger RNA, 5400 nt
Organism: Lates calcarifer (barramundi perch)
Lineage: Eukaryota; Metazoa; Chordata; Actinopteri; Centropomidae
Product: NLR family CARD domain-containing protein 3-like
Biological process (GO): regulation of apoptotic process
Molecular function (GO): protein binding
Source: RefSeq, a predicted model, not a curated record
UCUUUUGUUUGAAUUGGAUCCAGUUUGGAAGAGUCAGAGAUUUCAUGGUUGGUGAACUUUCCAACUCGAGUCCCAGGAGCUCUACAGUAACAGGACCCCUGUGACAGCCAGAUGGACAGUCUGCCUCAAGCUGACACUGAAGAAAUAACAUCAUGGGGAGUCAGUGCUCUGCACUCAGAGGGGGUCAAAUAAAGGAAGGGGAGUGUUACAAACCUGACCAAAAGAACAAUGAGGUUUCCACCACAGUGAAAACUGGAGAUAAGUCUCCUAUCCUCCAGAGACGGUCAUCUCUGCAGGAGCAGGGGAGAGCAAUGAAGGAGACAACAGAAGAGCAGACUUUAAGGAGGCAGGAAGACACUUCUUUUGAAAAAAUGGGUUAUAGUGAGAAGAGCAGUGCCUUGGUACAUGAGUACACUGUUCAAGUUAAUGCCACAAGUCCUUGCCGUUCUGACACACGUGCUCUGAGCGGAGAGGAGAAAGAGGCUCACUGGGUGGACAACAACAGGGCCAAACUCAUUCAGAAAGUCACUUCUGUGAUGCAAAUAGCAGAUCAGAUGCACCAGCAGCGCAUAAUCCAACAAGAGAUGUAUGACAACAUUGGGGCUGCUAAAACCAGUAUGGAGCAGAUGAGGGUGCUCUACAGGACUCUCACGUGUACAAAAGCCAAAUCUGCCUUUUUCAGAAUCCUCCAGGAAAUUGAGCCAGCAAUAUUUGAAACAGAGGAUGUCAUCAGAGAAGUCAUCAAAAAACACAAAGCAUAUCUGAGGAAAAAGCUUAGCUAUGAGUUUGAAGGCACUGACAAAAAUCCCAAGGCUCAAAAAUCUCUGGACAGAAUUUACACAGAGCUUCACAUUAUACAGGGAGAAAGUGAACAUGUCAAUAAAGAACAUGAGAUUUGGGAGAUUGAAGAUAAGAUGAGGAUUCAAACAGCUGAGGGCACAAAAAUCAAAUGCAAUGACAUCUUUAAAGUACACAAGAAGGAAGUAUGUCAUCUGAGCAAUGACAGAGGAGAAGUGAGAGCUAUCAGAACCGUGAUGACAAAGGGAAUCGCUGGCAUUGGAAAAACUGUGUCUGUAAAGAAGUUCAUUCUUGACUGGGCAGACGGGAAAGCCAAUCAGGACUUGGACUUCAUCUUUAUGCUACCAUUCAGGGAGCUAAAUCUGGUCAUAGAUAAGAAAAUUAGCCUUGAGACACUUGUGAGAGAAUUCCACCCAGAACUUAAGAACAUAACAGUUAGAAGAAUACUUGGUAACCACAAAGUUUUGUUCAUUUUUGAUGGCCUUGAUGAAAGCCAACUUCAACUGAAUUUCAAAACAGCCACAAGAUUGACAGAUCCCACUAAAGAGUCAUCAGUGGAUGCUCUGGUGACCAACCUCAUCCGGGAACAUCUUCUUCCCUCUGCACUUGUCUGGGUAACCUCAAGACCAGGAGCAGUUCAGCGCAUCCCUCGUCAGUAUGUGCACAUGUGGACUGAGGUCAGAGGAUUUAAUGAUCCACAAAAAAUAGAGUACUUCAGGAACAGAGUUGAGGACAAGACAGUCGCUGAAAAAAUCAUUAACUAUAUUACAGUGUCACGGAGCUUAUACAUUAUGUGUCACAUACCUAUCUUCUGCUGGAUUGCGGCAAAAGUUUUUGAGUAUUUGCUGCUUACAAUGGACAACAUCCAAGAUGGAAGCAUAAAUAUACCCACAACUCUUACAGAAAUGUACACAUACUUCUUUAUUAUUCAAAUGCAGGUAUCUACUGAAAAGUAUGACAAUCAAGAUGAGCCAGAUACAGAAGAGAUCUUCAGGUCGAAUGAAGAAUUCAUAUUCAAAUUAGGCAGGAUGGCAUUUGAACAUCUGAAAGAAAACAAAAUCAUAUUCACUGCAAAUGAUCUGAAAAACUAUGGCAUCGACAUAGACAAAGCUGGAGUUCAUUGUGGGUUGUGUACUGAGAUAUUCAAAGAAGAGAGCGUGUUCAUCAGAAAGAAACUGUACUGCUUUGUGCAUCUGACAGUACAGGAGUAUUUUGCUGCUCUCUUUGUGUACCGCAGUUUUGCAUGUAAAAAAAUCGACUCUCUAAGCCUCAAGGAUUUCCUGUUAAAAGGGUCUGAGGAAGAGUUGAAGUAUAUCUUGGAUGUAGAGCCAGUUGAUCUACCUUUGGAUGAGCUGAUCGAAAUUUCAAUAGCUAAUUCAACUCUGAGAAAAACAGGAGAACUGGAUAUAUUCCUUCGGUUCCUAAUUGGCAUGUCUCUACAAUCAACACAAGAACUGCUUCAAGGCCUGAUUCAGCAGACAGAGGAACACUCUGCAGUUAUUGAGAAAAUUAGGACAAGUCUAACAGAGAUAGAUUUAAUGGACUGUUCACCUGACAGAUGUCUGAACCUUAUCCACUGCCUGAUUGAGAUGAAAGACACUUCCCUACAUGACACUGUGCAGAAGUAUCUUAAACCCAAUCAUGGUCAAGAAACACAGCUCUCCCCUGUUCAGUGCUCAGCUCUGGCCAGCGCAAUUCUAAUGUUAAAUACGCCUCUAGAUGAAUUCGACCUGAGGAAAUACAGACCAUCAAUAAGAGGUGUUUUUAGGCUUCUACCGGCUGUGAGGAACUGCAGAAAAGCAAGAAUUUCAGGGGUGGAUCUCGAUGUUUGGAUUUGUGAAUCUAUCUCCUCAGCUCUUCAAAUGCCAAACUCUGUGCUAACUGAACUGCACCUGAUAAACUGUGUGCUGUAUUUAAAUGGUACACACAUCUUCAGCGAUGGCCUGCUAAACUGUCAGGCUAAUCUAGAAGCUCUCAGUCUCACCGGUUCAGGAUUCUUUUGCACAGACUGUGAAAAGUUGGAAUCAGCUAUCAAAUCACUCAUCCCAAAUCUAAGAGAACUGGAGCUGAGCGGCUCAUUGUACUCUGUGCUGUCUGGUGAGCUUUGCUACCCUAAACUGGAGAAGCUCAGACUGAACCGAAAUAGUGCAACUACAAAAAUCUGUAAGGAGUUGGUAACAGCAUUCACAUCCAACACAUGGUGUCUGCGAGAGCUGGAACUAUGUUACACCAAUUUUAAAGAUUCAGACAUGGAGAUCCUCUCAGCUGGGUUGAUGAGCACAAACUGUACAUUGGAGGCACUGAGGCUCAUCCAUAACAGACUUACUGAGGAGGGCUGUCAGACGUUGGCCUCAGCACUCAGCUCUAAACCUUCGCGUUUAAGAGAGGUGGACCUGAGCUACAAUAAUGUGCAGGACCCAGGAGUGAUGGCACUGUGUAAUGCACUGAUGAACCCGCACUGUGGUUUGAAAACACUAAGGCUGUCAUUCUGUAAAGUGACAGGAGAUGGAUGUGCCUCUCUGGCCUCUGCUCUGAGGUCUGAGCACUGCAGCCUCAGGGAGCUGGACCUGAGCUUUAAUCACCUCACAGAUCAAGGAGUCGAGCUGCUGACUGAAAUACAGAGGGAUUCACGCUGCAGUCUAGAGAAACUCAAUGUGGGCCAAAAUGAAGAAUGCUGGUUUGACUUGAAGCUACUGAGACAGUAUGCCUGUGAUCUGACACUGGACCUCAACACAGCAGGCUCGACUAUAGUUUUGACAGAGGAGAACAAAAUGGCAACAGAUGUUAAGGAGAGGCAGCCAUAUCCUGAUCAUCCAGACAGAUUUAACGCCUAUCAGGUGCUAUGUAAAGAGGGUUUGACAGGUCGGCAUUACUGGGAGGUUGAGUGUUUUUCAGCUGAUGUGGGGGUGGCAUAUAAAAGUAUAGCCAGGGUGUCAGACUGCUCAAGUGAACUAUCUCUGGGAACAAAUGAAAAGUCUUGGUGUUGGUCUAGGGAAGGGUUCUUUUGUCAUAACAAUUCCCGUCUAAAUUUCAUUGACUGUUGUACACACAGAAGCACGGUGGGAGUGUAUCUGGACUGGGCAGCAGGUAUUUUGUCCUUUUUUAACGUUUUUCCUGAUACACUCACCCACCUGUACACUGUCCACACAACUUUCACUGAACCACUCCAUCCUGCUUUCUGUCUGGACAAUGGAUCAAUUCACCUCUGUAGAAUAAAGUAAACAAAAAUAAUGUCAUAAUGUACGUAUAGCCGAAGAGCUAAUCCCUGAUGGCUACAUGCUAAGACAGCGAUACAUGUCGUACAGUGUUUAAUAUUAAAAUGAAUCUUUGUCAAAAAUAAGACUAAAUAACAUGCACUUUCACUAAUCUACCGAUUAGUUGUUGCAUGACUGUAGUAUAUAAAUAAAUAUGGCCCACAAUAAAUUGUCAAAUACAACAAUGGUAAAAGUAGUUUCUUUUAGAAAAUGCAAAUUUAACUGCCUGUGUUACAAAGCCCUAAUGUGGCCAGUAGCAAUACACUAGCACACAUUAAAGUCUAUGUCAUUACCACACACAAGUUACAUGAAGCAUUUUCAACCUGUCACAUCACACAUAAGCAGUUUGGUGUAAUCACAACAACGGGCUCAAAGACAGAUACUGUCACAUACAGUGAAUCUUGGAUGAACUUAACAGGAGAAGCAUGUUUUCAAGAAAAACUCAAAAUGGUGGUCCACUUAAUUGACUGAAAUCAACCACAUUAGAUUUUGGGGCUCAGAAUCACUUAAGAUUGUGUUUCAACUAAUUGUUUAAAGAAAAGGCAUUUUAAAUGAAUAUUAGAGAGCUUUGUAUACUGAUGGGUAGAGCAACAACCAAAAACAACCGGUAACAUCAUGUAAAUAAUUACUGAAAACCUUUUUUAAAUCAUUUUUUAAUUAACGUUUGUUAGUUUGAAAGUUUUAUUUUUCCAGUUCCCCUAUGUUUUUAGAGUUUUUUGUUGUUGUUGUUAUUUUAUUAUGUUUUCCCAUGUAAAGUUUUCUGUAACAUUGUUUUGAAAGGUGAUACAAUUUCUAGUACAUUUUUCACAUUUUAUUUUUAAUAUUUAGACCAUUUAGACUUUUUUUUCUAUAUACCUGUCAAUAAUAAUACUCCCACACUGUAUGACUCAUGAGUGAACCUCAGUGAAUACAGCUUGUACAGACCGGUCACCAUUCUUUCUCACAGUUGUCUCCUUCCUCAUCUUUAGUUUAUUGCUGCUUAAGUUUAUUGCUUGGAUGUGUGUUUUUUUUUUGGGUUUUUUUUUUUUACAUCUUGACAGGUUAGCUAACAGGGGGAAAAAAACAAUCACACAUGCAGCACAUUCAGGCUGCAAAACAGUUUUAUUCUCCUAAAAUAUGUCACUCCCACUGAUGGAAGAGACUGGAAAACAGCUGCCACUAUUUCCAGUGUAGCUACUGAUGUGAAGGCAGCAGAUGUGACUGCAGGAACUAACUGAAAGAUGGAUCAGAUUGAUUCUCUGUGUCUCUGACACUCACAUUAGCAGUGUUUCCACUUCAUCCAUGUCUCUCAGCUUUCUCCAGGAUCAGAACACAAAUGGUCAAAGUAAAAGUUUGUUUUGUCACCUUA